Molecule: messenger RNA, 1752 nt
Organism: Pyrenophora tritici-repentis Pt-1C-BFP
Lineage: Eukaryota; Fungi; Ascomycota; Dothideomycetes; Pleosporales; Pleosporaceae
Source: RefSeq, a predicted model, not a curated record
AUGCCCACCGAUACGAUUUGCUACAACGUCGCGAUCGACACGCCCCGCCACAACUUUGUACCGCCCUACGACCUCCUCGAUCCAAAUAUAGAACCUCUCUACAACCAUUUAACGCCACCUGCGUCGGAAUCAAUGCGCCUUGCUCGAAAGCGGCCGCAUGAUGAUGUGUUUCCCGUAUCGGAAGUGACUACCUGCGAUGAACCUAUUCCAUCCGCCAAGCGCCCCAGGUUAAGCCGCUCAGAGGGCAGCCCAAGCAUCGCUACUGAUUCUGUGAUGCGGGUUUUACAGCUGGGCGAAAUGCAAAUGCCCAUCUCAAAUCAGAUAGUACCGUUGUCGAACGUAGCAUCCACCGCCACUGCUUUUGUGUCAGCCGAAGAGCGAUCCCCCAGCCGAGAACUCAGCGAUGAACAGGAUUCGAUUAGAAAAGAGAAGCCGGACGCCUCUAGAAUAACCGAUGCUGUGUUUGCGAUCCCCAAAGACGGGAACAAGGUCAUGGCAUUUUUACCCACUCAUCGCCUUAUGCAGCUUUCGAUGAAUUGUGCAAUGCUUCAGCGCGACUACAAAGAAGUUGAAAAAGACGCAAACGUGAACCUCGCAAAGCUCGAAAAGAUAAUCUGCGACCACCAAGCCCUUGUUCAUAGUCGCAAGGCAAAGAUAGCUGAACUUGAGCGUCUCCUGGUCGUUCCGGGACAGGGACAGAAGGCCACUAUGAUUGCAGAAGAGGAAGAAUUGCGAAAGGAGUGGCACAUCCAGCUGGAGGGUCUCUCCGCCAGUUACAAUGAUUUGUUCACCAAAGCGGGCAUUCUGCCAAACGAUGAUGAUUACGACAGCGACGACGAUUCAAUCCUUGAGAAUCAACUGGAGCCAGCAAUUAGUAAUGAAAAGGAGAUGCCAUUCGAAUCGAUUUCCGAUGAUGCAUCCCCAAACAUGCGCAUCGAUUCACUGGUGGCCGACAAGCCAAAAUGUGACAAUCGAGUGGCAAACAUAUUGGCGGAAGGCCAUGUUGAUGUUCUAAGCACAACCGACGAUAACAACAAUGUCUCCAAGCUACUCAGUGAAGCUCAACUUCAAUAUCGAACUUAUCUGGCGAAAUUAGCGCUGCAAGACGCCCGGCAAGCCCACGACGUUCAUCGAACCCGCUAUAAUCAGUUCUUCGCUCAAUACGGUGCAAAGCACCCUGGACAAACCGUUGACGAACUCGCAACAUCAUUUGGCCCAAUCUUCUUGCGACGCGGCCAACAGCUUACAGGACCUUUGCGCGUCGCAGAGGAUGCGUUAGCGGAGUUGGAGAAGUCUGCUAUAGAUCGUGGCUUCUACACGGUGACAGCAGAUCAAGUCGAUCCAGCUGUGAACCCCUACUUGGACGAUGAAGAGCUUGCUGCUAUCUGUGCUGGUCGCAACUACGAUCAUAUCUGGAAUUGGCUGGACGUAGAGGGGGGAAUGGAUCCCCCUGAGCCAUGUCCAAGUGAAGCGCCUCAAACCCAGUCAACAUACUCUUGCGUAGGUCAAGACAACGUAGUGUGCCAACGAUCUGGCCCCGGUGCUUCUACGGGAUCAAGUUCCGAGAACACAGGUCCAGAUGUCGCGUUGGUAUGCAGUGAGAGCGGUGCGGCUUCAAGGGUUGGGAAGCGCAAGUUCAAAGAGGAGAUCGAGGUAUGCGAUAGCUUCAGUGUUAUUGCUGAGGGUGAUAAGAGGCAGAAGAUUGACGCAUGGAGAUUGGAAUCUUAUCGUCGGCGGCCUACGAUACUUUGA